ACACGACACGUGAUUGGAAGGCGCGGCCCCGCGGCCACCGGGACCGGUACCGAGAGAGAGGGAGAGAGAGGGGGAGAGGGAGAGGCGGUCCCUUCAUGGCCGAGGACAGGAACAUGGCGGUAGUGACCUGUUCGGCUCCUGUAAACAUCGCCGUCAUUAAAUACUGGGGAAAGCGAGAUGAGGAGGCGAUUUUGCCGAUUAAUUCCUCACUGAGUGUGACCCUACACCAGGAUCAGUUAAAAACUACAACCACAGUUGCUGUAAGUCGAGAUUUUAAGGAGGACCGAAUAUGGCUAAAUGGAACCGAGGACAAUAUAACCCACCCAAGGUUGCAGACCUGCCUACGUGAGAUCCGUCGCCUCGCCAGAAAAAGAAGAAAUAGUGGUGAUGAAAAUUGCAACACAUUUCCAACCGUUUCCUAUAAAGUUCAUAUCUGUUCUGCAAAUAACUUCCCUACUGCAGCGGGACUGGCAUCUUCUGCAGCUGGCUACGCCUGCCUGGUGUACGCCCUCGCUAAGCUAUACGGUCUGGAGGGAGAGUUGUCAGAGAUUGCUCGUCAGGGUUCAGGCAGUGCUUGCCGAAGCAUGUACGGUGGGUUUGUGCAGUGGGUCAUGGGAGAGAAAACCGAUGGGAGUGAUAGCAUUGCCCAGCAGAUCAAGCCAGAAUCUCAUUGGCCAGAGCUCCGAGUGCUCAUACUGGUGGUGAGUGCAGAACGGAAGCCAGUGGGCAGCACUACAGGAAUGCAGACCAGUGUCAAGACCAGCCCGCUGCUGAAGCACCGUGCUGAAAAGAUAGUUCCUGAGCGAAUGAAAGAAAUGACUGAAGCCAUCCAAUGCCGUGACUUUGAAAGCUUUGCACAGAUAACUAUGAAGGAGAGUAACCAAUUUCACGCCACUUGUCUCGACACCUUCCCCCCAAUCUUCUACCUCAACAAUAUUUCCAGACGAAUCAUUAACUUAGUACAUAAAUACAACUCCCACCACGGAGAGACACGGGUGGCGUAUACAUUUGAUGCAGGCCCCAAUGCUGUCAUUUACACACUACACCAGCAUGUGGAGGAGUUUGUGGAGGUUGUGAAACAUUUCUUUCCUCCAGAGGAGAAUGGUGGACAAUUCUUGAAAGGUUUGCCUGUAAAGUCGGUGUCUCUAUCAGAGCAGCUGAAGUCCAGUAUCCAGACAGACCCAGUUAAGGCUGGAAUUCAAUACAUUAUCAGCACUAAGGUAGGACCGGGACCACAGUUGAUGGAAGGUCCAAACCAUCACCUGCUUGGGAAGGAUGGGCUUCCCAAGCAGUAGCUCUGAACAUUCACCUUUCUAAUGUUUGGAGGCCAGAACUGUAAUAGCUGCAAGACUGUUUGUAUCAAUGAUUAUGUGAAAGCUGACAAUUAUUUGGCUAUAGAUACACUACGUACUCAGGAACUGAGUUGCACCAUGUGUCUGUCUUUACUUUGUGGCAUAUAAUACAAAUGGUUGAAUUAUCUGCACGUUAAUCUGUGGACAGGAGAUGCCUGAAUUCAGAAGAUGCUCAAAUAAGAUAUGUUUCCAUGGAGAGAUCUGAUCUGCUGCCCACCUGGCUCAACUGCUCAAUGUAACUGACCAAUAUAUAUAACUUGCGUGUUUUCCACUCAAGGGUACUGUCACCGCACAAGGACAAAAAGGUCUUCCCCUACCCUGGGAGAUAAGUGCCUUGUCUCUCUGGCACGUUUUCUAUGAGACGAGGCAGAUGGUACCACAUAGUAAAUUAUGAUGUACUUAAUUCUGAGACACUGUUUUACUGUUUCAGUGUUAAAUGCCAAAUGGUAUUGGAAUCGACUUGUUACCAAACAUUGACUAUUUAUGUAACAGAAAUGGAGUUGUGUCCUUUUGUAAUUCCAUAUUAAAUGAUCUUUUAAAUGCA
This is a messenger RNA of Callorhinchus milii (elephant shark), 1896 nucleotides long. RefSeq names its product mevalonate (diphospho) decarboxylase a (gene mvda). The record is from RefSeq and is a predicted model, not a curated record. Gene Ontology annotation, cellular component: cytosol. Gene Ontology annotation, molecular function: diphosphomevalonate decarboxylase activity; ATP binding. Gene Ontology annotation, biological process: isopentenyl diphosphate biosynthetic process, mevalonate pathway; isoprenoid biosynthetic process. The transcript is spliced from 10 exons. The coding region runs from base 96 to 1295 and encodes 399 amino acids. Lineage: Eukaryota; Metazoa; Chordata; Chondrichthyes; Chimaeriformes; Callorhinchidae.